UUUAGAUUCGCCGCACUUGACUGACACAAUGGUGUCUUUGCGAUUGAAGAAGAGGUCACUGGCCCUUGUGGCCGCGCAGCUUCUUGCUGCUUCCGCCAACUGUACGUCUUCUGCUACGACGGUGAAUGCUUGCACUGUCGAGAGCUUCAAUUCCACCCUCCAGGGUCGCAUCCGGCCGUUGACUCCCUUCUCGUUGCCCUGCUUCUCCAACUACAAUGGCACCACGGUCGCAGUUGACGAGGCCGCCUGCGAGCGCAUCCAGAGCAAUUACACUGACCCUUACCUGCGCGCGAACUCGCCCAAUGGCUACAUGAACAACCAGGAUGAGAUGUGUGCGUCCGAUCCUCUCGAUCAGUGCCUGCUGGACAGCUCCAAUCCGACCGAUACGCUGGCAUAUGUUGGCACCACAUGCAACCAGGGCAACAUGCCCUUGUACUACCUCGAGGUGAAGACAGCCUCCGAUGUCAUCGCGGCCUUCGCGUUCUCCAACUGCUCCGGAGUGCCUCUGUCCAUCAAAAACAGCGGACACGAUUACCUAGGUCGCAGCAGCGGGAAAGGCACGCUGAACCUCUGGAUGCGCAAUCUGCAGUCCAUGAGCUACAGCGCUACCUUUGCCCCCGCUGGUUGCUGUACCAACAAGAGCUAUAACGCCAUCACCGUUGGCGCUGGGGUCAAUUUCGCCGAAGCCUACGCCUUUGCCGACUCUUACAACGUCACCAUCCUCGGUGGCUACUCCCCGACCGUUGGCCUCUCCGGUGGCUGGGUCCAGAUGGGCGGCCACUCCAUCCUGUCCCCCGUGUAUGGCCUCGGCGUCGACCGCGUCGUGGAGUACAAGGUCGUCACCCCUGACGGCCAGCUCCGCAUCGCCAACGAAUGCCAGCACCAGGAUCUCUUUUGGGCCCUUCGCGGUGGUGGUGGCGGCACCUUCGGUGUUGUGCUCGAAAGUACCCAUCGUGUGGAGCCCCAAAUCAGCUUCGUCGCCGCCAGCAUCAAGUUCCCCGCGACCUCCGAUAACGUCCUCCCCUUCAUGGAUAUCGUCGUCAACAACACCCUCCAGUGGGCCUCUGAAGGCUGGGGCGGGCACAUCACCGGAAAUACCCUGGUCAACGUCUCCCCGCUGCUCAACCUCACGCAAGCCAAGGCCUCCGUUGCGACCGCCGCCGCUUACGCGCUGAGCCAGGGUGGCUCUGCCGUCGUCGAGCAGUUUGCCUCGUGGUACGCCUUCUACACGAAAUACGUGACGUCCAGCGCCGUCAGCGUUGGCGUCACCCACUUUGCCGGCAGCCGUCUCGUGCCGGCCUCCGUGUUUGAAACCGCGUCCGGCCGCGCCAGUCUCAUGGACUUCUUCGCUCUGCUCCACAAACAGGGCGCGAGCCCGUAUAUCCCGGUCGUUGGCCCCGUCCUCUACAACUACACCGCAAACUCCACCUCGGCGACACCCGCCUGGCGGCAGGCUGUGUGGGAGCUUGGCUCCGGCGCUGCCUGGGCCUGGAACAGCACCCUCACCACCCGCAAGGCGAAGAUCGCUGCCCUCCAGAAUAUGACGGCCACCUUGGAGCAAAUUACGCCCGGAAGUGGCGCCUAUAGUAACGAGGCAAAUGCUUUCACCGAGGACUGGCAGGAUGCAUGGUGGGGUGAAAACUAUGACGCGCUGGUUCAGAUCAAGAACAAAUAUGACCCCAGUGGGUUACUGAGCUGCUGGAAGUGCAUUGGAUGGGAAGAGACGACGGCCGCUAGUUCGUGCUUUUCAGCCUUUGCGUGAGAAAAAGAAAAGCCACUGUAAAGUAUAGAUUUCUGUGUACAUAGUAAAACCACAUCGACGAAGCUUCGGGGAAGGUAUAUAAGAGUUAGACAUUAAUCAACAAGAUCAGUUAACCAGUCCUAACCGCCCUAACAGCUCUG
Molecule: messenger RNA, 1902 nt
Organism: Aspergillus ochraceoroseus IBT 24754
Lineage: Eukaryota; Fungi; Ascomycota; Eurotiomycetes; Eurotiales; Aspergillaceae
Product: putative isoamyl alcohol oxidase
Exons: 1
Coding region: 29-1762 (577 amino acids)
Molecular function (GO): FAD binding; oxidoreductase activity
Source: RefSeq, a predicted model, not a curated record